Babesia sp. Xinjiang is the source of this 2034-nucleotide messenger RNA. RefSeq lists its product as uncharacterized. The record is from RefSeq and is a predicted model, not a curated record. Lineage: Eukaryota; Apicomplexa; Aconoidasida; Piroplasmida; Babesiidae. The transcript has a single exon. The coding region runs from base 1 to 2034 and encodes 677 amino acids. Gene Ontology annotation, cellular component: trans-Golgi network membrane.
AUGGCGCAGCAUGACACACUGAGCGCUACACAGCGCAAUCUACUCAGUAGGGCCACUUCGGCGACCUCUGAGCCCACGCCUGGAUAUGUCUACAAAGAUAUCACCGACAUGGUAGUUAUGGAUCCUGGCAUUCUGCCAACUGUAGAGAACUACCUGCUGCAAAAACUCGAAAGAAACGAACCUUACACCAAGUUCAAAUGCCUCAAACUGCUAAAGAACCUGUGCACCAGGCUACCGCAUGACUUUAAUAGAAAUAAAGUCUGCCAAUGCAAAGCAGUCAUUGAAGCACGUAACUACAAGGCUCCAUACAGCGAGUAUAACGGAGACUACCUCUGCCAGAUGGUAAGGAACGAGGUGGAGGAGCUCCUCAAGGUGGUCUACGUCAGCCAAAACGCGACAAUGGGAACUGGUGGGAGUGCCACCGCUGACCAAAACCGAAUUGUGGGAUUCGGAAACAUGCCAAAUGCCCAGAGUGUAUCAAGUACUGGUUUUGGGAAUUUCGCUUCAAGCAACCAGGGCAACUACUCCAGCCCAAACGUUUCCAAUACUGGGUUUGGCAAUUAUGCGUCGAGCAACCAGGGCAACUACUCCAGCCCAAACGUUUCCAAUACCGGUUUUGGCAAUUAUGCGUCGAGCAGACAAGGACAAUAUUCCAACCAAAACGUUUCUAGUACUGGGUUUGGUAACUACGCUUCAAGUAACCAAACACAGUACUCUACUUCAAGUGUUUUCAAUACGGGUUUUGGUAACAUGCCUAACAGCAGCAACGCCAAUUACGCUGCAGAAGGUUUUGGAAACAGCGGAUAUGAAAACCAGACUGCGUCGCGCAGUUCGUGGUUCGGUAGAACUUCAUUUGGCGGCCCAUCAUAUGGUAGUGCGGCGGGUGGAAGCAAAAUGGAAGGAUUUGGUAACAUCUUAUCACGAUCAUCCUCAACCAAGUCCUCUGGGAGCAGCGCAUUCAAACUCAUAACAGAUGUCGCAGCGAAAUACUUGCCAAAUUCGGUUAUGGACAAACUAGAACGUGUAGGAUCAACCUUGGCGUCAACAGCAGCAGAGAAAUUUGAAAAACACAUUGCACCUGCAACUGGCAUGGGUAUGAGUAUGAAAGCGCAACAAGGUGGAUAUUCCGGUGCCUUCGCUCCUGUAGACCGACCCUUUGGAGUACCCAGCAACACCGUCGGCAGAGAUUUGCAGACGGAACACGCGCUUUUGCCAUCACUCAUACAAGAUUCAAGCACACUGCGUAAGGAUACGGAAGAUAUAUCUGGUGAAUCGGAGGCUAAAUUGGUAAAGGAUGUGCUUACGUUCAGCGGUAUCAAGGUGACACCAUCACAGCAAAUUCUCGACGAUUUUCUGACGAGAGUAAAAGAUAUGAAUAUGCGCUACGUUGCGUACGAGCUUCUCACAUGUCUAAAUAACAGAACGAACAAUUGGCAAACGAAACUCCGGAUACUUUGUGUAUUUGAAGCGAUACUGUUACGCUCCAACAUAGAUGAAGAUGUGAACAGAUAUAUAACAUCUGAAUUGGAACCCAUACUGGUAAAAUGCCGUGAGGAGAGUCGUUUAAGAACCAAGUCAGACAGGUUGAUACAAUUGAUUGGGGACUCUUCGCGCACAACUCAAGGCAGAGGUGACCUAAUUAAUACAGGCAGACCAACCGAUCAAACGAGCGGUCUUGGGGUCCAGGGGGCAUCCCAAACUGCUGCGGCCAAUUUGGACCUAUUUGCCACUUCCACUGUUGCGGGAGAUGGCAGUAAGCAGGAAGAGCCUCUCAGAAAUGUGGCAAGCGACUUUACAAAUCAUGCCUUCGACCUCAUGGAUAGCUUCGCACCAGUAAACAGCGGUCGCACACCUCAAGGGAGCCAAGCUAAUAGUUCAAACAAACAAAAGGUUGUUGAAGACAUUUUUGACUUCGACAAACUCAACAUCAACCCCUCAAACAACAACACAUCGGCAGGUGAACAGGACUUAUUUGCCGCCCUCGAUUCGGUACCAUUCCAACCCCAGGCACGCGGCGGUAGCCAGUUGAUUUAA